AUGUCAUACAACAAUCUCUUGCCGGAGGUUGACUCGGACGCCCUCAAGGCUGGACGGGUAUUCGGGUACCCCGGCCGUAGCGACUUGUCGCAACUUCGAUGGCGACCUCCUCGAACGGGUUUGAAGACAUGCAGAAAUGUGGACCAACUCUUCCGGCCCGUCCGCUUGCAACCCAUUCAGCCUCAGCGUGUGAUCCGAUCAGUCCGGACCUCUUUAAUGCUCUUCAUCCUCUCCGGAACCUGUUGA
Messenger RNA from Protopolystoma xenopodis, 246 nucleotides. The record is from the annotation of a GenBank genome assembly. NCBI's taxonomy places the organism in Eukaryota, Metazoa, Platyhelminthes, Monogenea, Polystomatidea, Polystomatidae.